AGAAAGCACAAUAGCACUGAUAGAGGACACAAGCAGGAGCUCUUGAAAGUAUUCUUGGGGAUAACAUAAAGGAGAAGGUCAUCAGAGGACAGGAGAAAAAGAAAGCAUCUAACAGACAUUUUUUCUUAUGCCAACUGGAGCACUAUCAGGAUCGAGCAAUGACAUCCUAUGAGUCUCAAGGUCAGUCUCCGACAAGAUGUGGGCCUCAGUUCCCUAGCCUAGGACAGGAACCUCCAGAACUGAGUCUAUACAGCGACAGCUACUAUCCGCCUCCUUCCCUUCCGAGUCCACAGAGAACCAACCCUUCUUCAUAUGAACUCGGAGACUAUGCCGCAUCCUCGCCUAACCCCUACCUGUGGUUCAACAGUCCAGGAAUGAACAGCGCUCCUUAUCUGGGUGGAACGCCUGGCCCUGCUGGACCUUCUUUUGUUCCCCAGCACUACGGCAUGCAGAGGCCCUAUUUGGGACCUGGGCCACCGGGCGGUCCUGGUGGGGAAUUGAGCUGGUUCUCCAUGCCAUCUCAGGAGGAUCUAAUGAAGCUGGUCAGACCACCGUAUUCAUACUCUGCUCUUAUUGCAAUGGCAAUACAUGGUGCCCCAGAACGCCGCCUGACCCUCAGUCAGAUUUAUCAGUAUGUUGCAGACAACUUCCCUUUCUACAACAAGAGCAAAGCAGGAUGGCAAAACUCAAUUCGACACAACCUCUCACUCAAUGACUGUUUCAAAAAAGUUCCACGAGAUGAAGAUGAUCCAGGGAAGGGCAAUUACUGGACCUUAGAUCCGAAUUGUGAAAAAAUGUUUGACAAUGGCAACUUCAGACGCAAGAGGAAGAGAAAGUCUGACAGUCUCCCAGAGAAAAGCAGUUCUGGAGGGAAUGAGUCAGGAGACAGUAAUGGCAGGGGCAGCCCGAAAAGUCAAUCCAUUGACAUUUCCACUUCACCUGAAAAGGGCCCAUCACCCGCAUCCACGGGUCCGUCGCCAUGCUUGAGCAACUUUCUGACUGAGAUGUCUGGAGUUGCGGCCGGAUCUCUUGACAUGGAAGCGGAUCCCCUGAGUCGCCCCUUUACACUCAGUCUGCCAGUAGACGGAGCACAGAGAGCUUCACAAGCCACAGGUUUUUCCACCUUCACUCCAAGCACUACGGUGUCCGAUUGGGCUUCACCUCUGCACCCACCUCCACCCAUGUCCUCGUCACCCUCCCACUCCACUUUAGCUUACAGCGGGCCUGCUCUCAGUCAGUUUAAUGGCCAUUUCUUCCCUGGUCUGAGCUCCACAGGUAUUCUUUACCCUCGGGAAGGCACAGAGGUGUAGGAUGGGAAGCAGACGACAGACAAGCUGAUCAACCAAUUCAUGCUACAGACUAUGGGGGCAAGAAAAAACACUGUUGUUUUCCUGAAACUAUACACUGCUAUUGGCCUAACUGAACUCCUCUGAGUUCUGUGGGCACAAGAUACGAAUGAAUUCCCACAGGAAUAGCCUAGUCAGCAGCAGAUAUGACAGGCUGACUCCAGCAAAAGGCCCCUGCUACCAGCAGCUCUGACCCGAGGUCAGCUGCUGACAUCAAGCCAUUCUACACACCCAUCUCAUUCCUAACUCAUAUUACUGUCACAGAAUGCAAACACCUGUAACGAAACUGAGCAGAUAAGGCAGAGAAAAUGCAUACGGUGUAGCAGAUUUUCUUCUUCUGCGGCAUGCUGGUAUUGUCAUAUGAUACAGUCUGCCUUUGUAUUUUAACUUGACUAAUUUUGUUUAUGUAUAUUUGUUGUAUGUGUGAAUGUUGGAAUUUAUUUUAUUUUAUUUUACUGAGGUUCCUAA
Danio aesculapii is the source of this 1814-nucleotide messenger RNA. It is a transcript of the gene foxi3b, whose product is annotated as forkhead box I3b. The coding region runs from base 159 to 1310 and encodes 383 amino acids. The transcript has 2 exons. Gene Ontology annotation, molecular function: RNA polymerase II cis-regulatory region sequence-specific DNA binding; DNA-binding transcription factor activity, RNA polymerase II-specific. Lineage: Eukaryota; Metazoa; Chordata; Actinopteri; Cypriniformes; Danionidae. The record is from RefSeq and is a predicted model, not a curated record. Gene Ontology annotation, biological process: regulation of transcription by RNA polymerase II; anatomical structure morphogenesis; cell differentiation.